Lactuca virosa is the source of this 426-nucleotide messenger RNA. The record is from the annotation of a GenBank genome assembly. Lineage: Eukaryota; Viridiplantae; Streptophyta; Magnoliopsida; Asterales; Asteraceae.
AUGGCUCUUAUUGCCGCCACACCUACAGAUGGUGUCGACUCAAUGUUUUCACAGAGGGUGCCGACUCCAUGUCUGCAACAUGAUGCGAAAUUUUAUAACAUGUUUAUUAUUUCAUCCUACUCUCUCAAUAUUGGAGGCGGCUGGGACGGCUGCAAAUUGAGGGCGGACUGUCGAUCCUCGACCAUCCAUCGUGGGUUCCCAUCUCGUUGUCGGCGAAAUCAGUUGGAAGAGAGAAGUAAGGCAGAUCAGCAACUAGUAUGGGUGUUUGGCUUUGAACCUUGUGGAAUGUGUGAUUUGAUUUUGCGGAUUCGGCAUAGUUUCUAUCGAUGGAGAUGGAGGGGGAACGUGUUGCAUGAGAAGAGGUUCAAGACGAACCAACAAAGUAGUCUGCACAAUCACAAUCACUUGAAGGAGUUCUCUUCUUAG